Messenger RNA from Physella acuta, 945 nucleotides. RefSeq names its product FMRFamide receptor-like. Lineage: Eukaryota; Metazoa; Mollusca; Gastropoda; Physidae. Gene Ontology annotation, cellular component: plasma membrane. Gene Ontology annotation, biological process: G protein-coupled receptor signaling pathway. The record is from RefSeq and is a predicted model, not a curated record. Gene Ontology annotation, molecular function: G protein-coupled receptor activity.
AUGGAAACUUGGCUUGUUGCGAUACUGGACACCUUCGCCAACUGUGUGACCAUCAACAUCAUCUGCUUGUUUGGGAUUGUGGGUAACUGUCUGAACAUCACCGUGCUGUACAAGCACGGGUUCAACAAGUCGACAAACAUCAUCCUUCUAGCUCUGUCCAUCUCGGACCUGCACUUCACCAUCCUCCUCCCCGUCACCAGACUUAAAUGUAUUGUCGGCCACUUUAACGCGAAUCUGGCCGAAACCGUUGACACAUUUGCCACGGUGUAUUUUUUCAUGCCAAAAUUUGUCUGCCUUGGUUCGAGUUUUUACUACGUGGCUCUCAUUGCCGUGGAAAGAUUUGUCGCUGUGUUUUACCCAUUCCAAGUCUCCAAACUUUUCACCAAAAAACGCGUCCUGAUUCUCGUCGUCUGCAUUUUCUUGAUCAGCGUCGGGACAAUUUCCCCGACGUUUUUCUCAUUCCGUUACGUCUGGUUGUUUGACCCCGUGUCCAACCAGACGUUAGCUCACGUGACUUACACCGAGUUCUACGUGGCACGCCACGAGUUCCUGGACUUCUACAUGUGGGUGGGGAUGAACAAUUUUUUCUGCGCCGUCAGCAUGCUGAUAGUCUUCGUCUGCUGUCUGUCGAUCUGUCUCAAACUGGUGCGCGUGUCUGUCAAACGUGAACUGAUGACGUCAGGAGCCGUGGGCUUUGACGUCAAAGUGGUGAAGAUGUUGGUGACAGUGUGCAGCAUCUACCUCAGCGUGGCAGUGCCCACCAUCACCAUGUACACGUACUUCAAGCCAAACUUCAUCUUCGUCUCGCCCAUACAUAAACUGAUGAACGACGUUUGUGAUAUUCUCUACGCUCUUAACGCUUCGGUAAAUUUCUUAGUCUACGUCAGCAUGUCGCAAAAGUUUGCCAACACGUACAGAAAACUGUUCAGGUUAGGAAGCAGAUGA